AUGUUUGACAACUACAGCCGAGAGAGCUACAUCUUCAAUGCAGGAUCCCUAGGUCACAUCAAAGGCUUAACCAUAACCUCCCACGGUUCUCCAGCCGUGCACUACUUUGGCGGUCUACCAUACGCUCUGCCCCCGGUCGGACAGUGGCGCUUCCGUGUCCCCCGGCGGCUCCCCAAGGAUUACCGAUACGGCACAGCAACCGAGCCAGGGAAGUUCACAGAUGGCACCAAGAUUUGCCCCCAGCCUCCCAGUAGCAACACGCCCGACCCUUCUGUCGUCAGCGAAGAUUGUCUCCAACUAAACAUCUGGGUGCCUGCUGGUCCUCCCCCCAUACAUGGAUGGCCAGUGUGUUUCUAUAUCCAUGGGGGUUUCCUCCAAGUCGGUACGAGCAACACCAAGCCAGAAGACCUAGUUUCACUUUUGAACGAAUCUGCAUUCCGCGCAAUCAUGGUCUUACCAUCAUAUCGGCUCAAUGUGUUCGGAUUCCUCGCGAGCAAGGCAUUGGCCGCCGAAGCGAGCUCUAAUGGAGAAGCUACGGGAAAUUAUGGUCUAUGGGAUCAAAGAUUAGCUUUGGAAUGGACGCACGAGAACAUAAGAUUAUUUGGCGGUGACCGUUCGAAUAUCACAGUAGCAGGUUACUCGGCUGGCGCAUACUCGACCUUUCAACAACUGGCUCAUGAGCUAUUCCGCGUUCCGGAAGAAAAGGCAAUCAUAAGACGAGUGGCAAUGUUCUCCAACAGUACAGGUGUCAUGCCCAAAAGUUUACAGGAUCAACAACUACAGUGUGACGAGUUACUCAGGAGGCUCGGUAUCAAUCUGGAUCUUUCAUAUGAUGAGAAACUGGCCAGUCUCCGAGCCGUUCCUCAUGAUAGACUCGUCCAAGCCCAAAUCGGAAUGAGAAUAUCAGAAUUUCGCGUCUUAGCAGAUGACGCUUUCUAUCCUCUUGACCUGAUGGAUAAGAUCAACAAUGGGGAAUUCGCCAAAAGAAUGAAGAUUCGCGGAAUAAGGCUGAUGAACGGAGAGUGCGAGAGUGAGCAUAUCAUGUACUGUCGCUGGCGUACUCCUCAAGAGUCUUAUUCGGCCGUAUAUCAAAGACUCCUGGCAGAUUUCUCCCCAGAAGUCACCCAAAAGAUCAUGGAACACUACUGCGGAUCCUCGGAGAACUUACCAGUGGGGUACAAGAACUGGGAGGAGUUUUUCGGGCGCGUCUACGCCAAUAUUCAAGUCCACUAUCUUCAGCGCGGCUUCCAUAACGCCUUGUUCACAGGUGGUCUCGAAGCCGGUAGAGAUGUUUUCCGUUAUCGAUUUGAGAGAAGACUUGAUUGUGUAGCAGAAAAGAUUCCAUCUGAGUGGGGAGUUACACAUCUCACUGAUAUACCUGUUUGGUUAUGGGGGUGCGGGUAUACCAAUGGUCUGGACGACCAGGAGAAAAAGUGGUUGAAGGGUUGGAAUGAGGGCUUUGCGGUGUUUGUGAAUGGCGAUGAAGUCAACUGGGGGACUAAGAAUCCCAAAGAUAUGAGAAGAUGGAGACGUGAUGGUAAGACUGAUGUCUGUGAAGAUAAUUCAUGGGAAGAUGGUCUGAAAUUUUGGAAGCUUGUCAAUUCGGGGCACAGGGGGACAGAAGGAAAGGCAAAUGACUGA
Messenger RNA from Fusarium verticillioides 7600, 1641 nucleotides. RefSeq lists its product as hypothetical. The record is from RefSeq and is a predicted model, not a curated record. Bases 1 to 1641 code for a protein of 546 amino acids. The transcript has a single exon. Lineage: Eukaryota; Fungi; Ascomycota; Sordariomycetes; Hypocreales; Nectriaceae.